Tarenaya hassleriana is the source of this 1666-nucleotide messenger RNA. RefSeq names its product putative glucuronosyltransferase PGSIP8. Bases 100 to 1563 code for a protein of 487 amino acids. The record is from RefSeq and is a predicted model, not a curated record. NCBI's taxonomy places the organism in Eukaryota, Viridiplantae, Streptophyta, Magnoliopsida, Brassicales, Cleomaceae. The transcript has 4 exons. Gene Ontology annotation, molecular function: glycosyltransferase activity.
AGUUUACAAAACGGAAGCCUAAAAGACUUCCGUUUCCAACAAAAAACGAUUCUGCAUAUUUGUUCUCGAUUCUUUUUUCUCUUCAAUCUAUCUAUCGUAAUGGGUGUUAAUCAGAGAGCAGUAGCAGCGUUGCUCUCGUGCUGGGUUCUGAUAUGUGUUGUGAUCGUAGAAACGACGGCGUUUGAGGAGAGACAGACGCUGGACGCGGCGGUGAGGGAUCGCGGCCUCAGAACGCGGCGGCCGGAGCACCGGAACGCGUACGCGACGAUGAUGUACAUGGGAACGCCAAGGGAUUACGAGUUCUACGUGGCAACACGUGUCCUCAUCAGAUCACUCCGAGCCCUCCACGUUGACGCUGAUGUCGUCGUCAUCGCCUCCCUCGACGUCCCUCUCCGCUGGGUUCGUUCCAUGGAGGAGGAAGACGGAGCAAAGGUGGUGAGAGUGGAGAACGUGGAGAAUCCGUACAAGGGACAGAGAAAUUUCAACGGGAGAUUCAAGCAGACACUGAACAAACUGUACGCGUGGGCUCUGUCGGACUACGACCGAGUGGUAAUGCUCGACGCCGACAACCUCUUCCUGCAGAACACGGACGAGCUCUUUCAAUGCGGCCAAUUCUGCGCCGUCUUCAUAAACCCAUGCAUCUUCCACACAGGCCUCUUCGUCUUGCAGCCUUCCAUGGAUGUCUUCAGGGACAUGCUUCAUGAGCUUGAGCUCCGAAGACAUAACCCUGAUGGAGCCGACCAAGGUUUCCUCGUCAGCUACUUCUCCGAUCUGCUCAACCAGCCUCUGUUUCAUCCUCCGACCGAUCCUUCUCAUCUUCUCAAAGGACAUUUCAGACUUCCCUUGGGCUACCAGAUGGAUGCGUCUUAUUACUACCUUAGACUGAGAUGGAACAUCCCAUGUGGACCAAACAGUGUGAUAACGUUCCCAGGGGCUGUCUGGCUAAAGCCAUGGUACUGGUGGUCAUGGCCUGUUCUUCCUUUAGGCCUCUCUUGGCACGAACAGCGCCGCUCUACUCUUGGCUAUGCAGCGGAGAUGCCACUAGCUCUAAUACAAGCAGCGUUCUACAUCGGAAUAAUCGUGAUCACACGUCUGGCACGUCCCACCAUCACUAAGCUUUGCUACAGACGUUCUGAACGCAACCAUUCAGCCAUCCAAAACGCGUUAAAGCUGACGGCUAUCAUAUCGAUCGUAGCAGCUUACGUUCUGCCCUUCUUCACCAUCCCACAGACCAUCCACCCACUGAUGGGUUGGUCCCUCUACUUGAUCGGAUCGCUCUCUCUCUCCUCCAUAGCCAUCAACGCCCUCUUGCUCCCGACUCUGUCAGUCCUUACGCCUUGGCUCUGCAUAACCGGAUCCCUCCUCGUGAUGGCAUUUCCGUUGUACCAAGACGGGGUUGUGAGGGCUCUAGCUGUUUUCGGGUAUGCAUUUUGUAGCGCUCCUUUUGUUUGGGUGUCUUUGGUUAGGGUGAUGUCGCAUCUUCAGUUGUUGAUUGAGAAAGAGGCUUUGUUUCCGCGGUUGGGGGAAUCCGGGAUGAACUCUGGCUUCAGCAAAUUGUACUAGGGGAGGACGGUCUAGUCAGAUUCCGGUGACCGGAUAGAUUUUCCGGUUGAACUGCGUUGGUGAGUUGCUUCUGUAUAUAUACAUGAAAAAUAUCAAUUCAUUU